This is a messenger RNA of Vicia villosa (hairy vetch), 690 nucleotides long. Its product is annotated as B3 domain-containing protein At2g32645-like. The coding region runs from base 1 to 690 and encodes 229 amino acids. NCBI's taxonomy places the organism in Eukaryota, Viridiplantae, Streptophyta, Magnoliopsida, Fabales, Fabaceae. The record is from RefSeq and is a predicted model, not a curated record. Gene Ontology annotation, molecular function: DNA binding. The transcript has a single exon.
AUGCAAUCUAACGAUGAUGUUUGGGAUUGCAAGAAGUGUGAUGGUGUUGGGAGAAUAUCUAUUAAGAUAGGAAGAAGUGAUCAAUCUCUUAGAGUUGAUUUUCGCAAUCAAGAUAUAAGAAAUAAUAAGGUAACUCUCGAGCAACUUUCAUUCAUUGAGAAUUAUAAGACGAGGAUUAAGAAAAGAAAAACUAAGAAUGCAAAAUCAAGGAAAACAUCAAAGAAGCAAAAGAACGAUGCGGAAGAAGAGAAACCUGAUCUUCCAUUGGCUUUUAAAGAAAUGAUUGAACAUAUGGAAGGUAGAGAUGUGAAGUUGGUGAUCCAGAAACAACUAACUAAGAGUGAUUUGACCCAAAAUAAUGGUCGUUUAUCCAUUCCAAAAGCUAGGGUUAUAGAGAGUUUUUUAACAACAUAUGAGAAAUCAUAUUUGGAUUAUGAGCGCAAUCGAAAAGGAGAGAAAAAAGAUAAGAUCCCUAGUAUGAUUGUAUCUAUGUUGGAUCCCAAUCUUAAUCUUUGGGAGGACUUGUGCUUAAAGAAGUGGAAAAUGGAGACAACUGAGAUCUACAAUAUCGCAUGCGGAUGGAACGAUCUUGUUAAAGACAACAAAUGGAAAAAAGAUCAAAAGAUAAAAGUGCAACUUUGGUCUUUUAGAAGAAAUUUUAAGCUCCACUUUGCACUUGUCAAACUUUAG